Messenger RNA from Pocillopora verrucosa, 2155 nucleotides. RefSeq names its product LITAF domain-containing protein. The record is from RefSeq and is a predicted model, not a curated record. NCBI's taxonomy places the organism in Eukaryota, Metazoa, Cnidaria, Anthozoa, Scleractinia, Pocilloporidae. Gene Ontology annotation, molecular function: zinc ion binding.
CGGCAUUACACAACUACAACAUGGACCCAUCACAACAAGCGAAUGUCACCCAGCCUCUUCCACCAGCUUAUCCAGGGCCACCAAACUAUGGUACUAAACAGACUGGAGUGGUUUAUCCCCAACAGCCCGGCUUUCAAGGACAGGCAGGAGUUACAACAAUUAUUCAUACGCAACCAACUCAUAUUGUGAUGGGGAUGAGAUUUUUCGAAGACCCGACUGCAAUGACAUGUCCUUACUGCCAAGCUAGUAUUGUUACAGGCACCACUUACGUUUCGGGGACACUAACCUGGAUUGCUUGUGGCGGUGUCGCACUUAUGGGUGGUUGGCUUGGAUGUUGCCUGAUUCCAUUUUGUAUUGAUGCUCUCAAGGAUGUUAUCCAUUCCUGUCCUAACUGCAACCGUCAAGUGGGUGUCUACCGCCGAGUGUAGCAGGACACCCAACCAGUAGAUGCAUGACACCUGGGUUAUGCUGUGGGGUUGUAAAUUGUUAUUUAACUCCUAUACCCUAAGCAAGUUUCUUGUUCUGCUUUGUGUAAUUAUCAAUCAAAACUAUAAUCAUGCAAUAUUCUCACAUGUGAUUGGUUAUCAGUAGCACAAUUUUUAGCAGUAAUAGGACAGAGUAUAUAUCAUGAUUGUAAUUAGAUAGCAUGAUGGCUAUAGAACAUAUAUUGCAUCUUGCUAGUCGUGCCUUUUCAUUUUAUAGUAAUUGCAUCAGCUGAUGUGUUUCUACUUAUGACUGAAUGUCACUGACAAGUGUUUUUUUCUCAAAUUUUGUCAGUUUUGAUAAACUGGUAAAAGUAGAAUUUGUACAAUGUGAUUAGAUGUACUGGACUCAGUAGGGUGUCUUGGGCUAGUAACAGAUCCAGUUGUUCAAAGCUGGGUUAAGGUGAUCCAGUGUUAGUGUAGAAUUUAAUUUUAGAUCUGAGAGCUUUAAAAGAAAAUUGAGCAUACUAGCAAUUCUUUUUGUCUUUAAUUUUAUAAUUGGAUGCUCUAAAAAGAAUAGAGGAAAAUAACCCAAAAAGGCUUUUGAACAAAGGAAUAAAGAAACCUGGAUUAAAAGUUAACCCUGCAUUAGUGCUCAUCGGCCUUCAAACUACUGGGUCUUGGUGAAUAGUAAUUCUAUCUGUAAAAAUACUGAGCCCAGUUUUUCAAUGAGCAGAUAAUGUUAUUUAAUAGGGGCCUUGCUAUCUGGUAGUUAAAUGCCAACACAACAUAUUGCGCUAACAAUGAGAUAGAGAUUUUAACCAGUAGAUAGUGUUAUCCACCCUUCAAACAAGCUUGGCCCUGGUUACUGACAAAAGGAGACUCCCUUUCUUCUUUCAAAUUAAUUGUAUGAUCACGGACUGAAUCAAACUGUACUAUAUCUAAUUACUGUUAUUGACUUAAGACAUUCUUCUUUGUGUACACCAACACACCAUAAAAUUGAAAAUGGGAAAAUUAUUUCUCAUGAUACAUUGCUACCUUAUUUCAAUUACUUGAAUUGUUCAAUUUUGUUUUUUUCACUGGUGUGUUAAUACUAGGGACAGUGGUAAAUUUCAAGUUAAAGAGAAAAAUUGAUCUCAAAUUUUUAUUUAAUAUUUAUCUUAUCAAGAAUAUAUCUUUUGAUAUAAUGAAGGUUGUAUGACAAAAUCAAAUUACUUUUUCAAGCUUUUAGUUUUGUUUGUUACUCUUAAACUUCUAAACUUCUGUAUGUUCAUUACUGUGGAAAUUAAUAUGCCAUUUUGCUCAUUGCGUAUAUGGUCUGCAAGUUUUUUUUAGUUCUAAUGCUGUUUAACAUUGUUUGAAGGGUUUAGGGGAUUUGCAUUUAUAGUGUUCUCGCUAUUUUGCCGAGUCUGAAGAAAUUUUUAAACUGGUAAAGCAAUCCUUUUACCUGCUGAAUUUUCAAGAAUUCCAGGCAAUUUCAGGCAAUGAUAGGAGGUACUACAGGCGGUACUUUUUUAUUGGUUACUGCCUGAAAAUAAGAACACUGCAUUGAACACACAAUGUCUACACUCUUUUUGCCUUAUAAAACUUUCCGUUACUUUCCUUUAACUGCUUUAGGACUAUUUCAAUGUUCUAGUUUACUGUAUAUUUUUUUUUGUGCUUGUUCUUGACAUAGAUUGUAAGAAGGUCAAGGUAAUAAUGAGAGAGAAAACAGUUAUAUUCGACUCCCAUUA